GAUGACAGAAGAGUUUUUGACUUGUGCUAAGAUUAUUGAAUUUUUCUGGUUACUUCUAGCAUUUAUUUUCUUCUUUUUUGCAGCUUAUGCAAAAUUCAGAUUAAAAAAGGAUAUUCAUUUAGAUAUUGAGAAUUUGAAUUCGAAUCAUACAGCAGUUAAAUAUUAAGUUCCUUCUUAAUAAGCAGAUGCAUAAGAGAUUCAUAUGGUAGAUUAGAAUGUUUAAAGUUCUGGAUAGUUAUAAUCAAUGCCUUUAUAAAAUAGAGAACCACCUGUAUGUUUUAAAAUAAAUUUUAGACAAAAUUAGAAGAAUUUUACAAGAAGUCACUAAUUAUUACAAGUAGAAUAUUUCCAUAAUUGGCAAUUGUUAUAAUUUGUAUUUUAAAUGGGGCAAGUUAUGCUUUUGCAGUAGCUUGUGUUAUAUUAUACUUUGUUUCUAUCAUUCUAUUUAAUAUACUUUAAAUUUAAGAUUGUUUAGGGUCUUAAGGAAUGAAAAGUAUUUUAAAUUUAUUAUAUUUUGAGAUAUGUUUAAGUUGUCAAAUAACAUUUGGUUAGUUUGUCUAUUCAUAAAUUAUUUAGCUAGUUCAUUAUUUUGA
Molecule: messenger RNA, 593 nt
Organism: Paramecium pentaurelia
Lineage: Eukaryota; Ciliophora; Oligohymenophorea; Peniculida; Parameciidae
Source: the annotation of a GenBank genome assembly